AAUGACUACAACAACAACAACACAAGCUUCUUCAUCGUCAACUCCAAUUAGCGAAAAAGAACAACAAAAAAUAAUUGAUGGUUAUCAAAAAUUGAGAGAUCAACAACAAAAUGUAAUGAAUGAAUUGGCAAAAUUGCGAGUUGAGCAUCGGGAACACGCAACAGUUCUGAAGACUAUGCAAACAUUGGAACCGGACAGGAAAUGUUUUCGGCAAGUUGGAGACACCUUAAUUGAAUUUAAAGCAUCUGAACUGGUCAUCAUUUUGGCCGAGACGAUGAAAAAGUUCAAAGAACGUAUGGACGAGCUUGAACAACAGAUGGUCAAACAUGGACAAGAAUUGAAUGCCUACAAAGACAAACACAAUAUUCGAUUGCUGAGCAACAAAGAAGCAAUGGAAUUACAAAAGAAGCAGGCACUGGCUCAAAUAUCAAAAUUGGAUUUGGGGACGAAGGAGACGAAAACAUAG
Messenger RNA from Meloidogyne enterolobii, 466 nucleotides. The record is from the annotation of a GenBank genome assembly. NCBI's taxonomy places the organism in Eukaryota, Metazoa, Nematoda, Chromadorea, Rhabditida, Meloidogynidae.